AUGGAGGUAUACGGUAAAAAGGUUCCACUCAGCGUUGUUCUAUUCGUGUUUUUGCUGUUUUAUUGCAUUAUGCAGCAACUGCCAACCAAAGUACGCGGCGUGUUUAUUGCCACGGUGGUGCUUGCUUUCCUUGGGACUGUUUUGGUUUGGAGUGGGUUGGACGACCACGUGCCGUUUGUUCGCAGGCGCAUUGCGGAAUCCCGCUCCAGCAAGAGAACUGAGAAAGAGAAGAAGCAUGGCCAUCAUCAUCAUCAUCGUGGCAGUAAUGGAGAAUCGCAGGAACAGCCGGGAGAGCAACCGAAGCCGCAAGACACUGACCCGCACCGCACCCCGCGGGGUGAGGGACAGGGAGUGACGGAGACAUCGACGUCGCAGCACUCGGGAUCUCCCGAACCUAGGAGUCAGCAAAGCACCCCUGGUGGAUCUAAUCGGCGCAUUAUAAUAAAGGUGCCGACGGAACUCCGCAGCUCCAUCCAUUCAAGCUUAUCGCCCUGCAGGGAAACUGAAACUGAUGACCAUAAUUAG
Messenger RNA from Trypanosoma theileri, 525 nucleotides. RefSeq lists its product as uncharacterized. The record is from RefSeq and is a predicted model, not a curated record. The coding region runs from base 1 to 525 and encodes 174 amino acids. Lineage: Eukaryota; Euglenozoa; Kinetoplastea; Trypanosomatida; Trypanosomatidae. The transcript has a single exon.